UUUCCAGUAUUUCCUAGAAAGAAAGAUGAAUUGCGUCAUAGAAAAAUGCUUUAUUGUUACGAUUUGCUUUAUUUAAGCCUAAGAGAAAAAGGAAAUUGCUUUGGGCUUAAAAAAAUGGACUUCUGAAAACUAUUAAAUUGUUUAAGUUGGGCCUCAAAGCCGUUGAGGCCAUGUUUUGUUAAUUUUGAUGGCACCGCAUUUACCUUUCGACAUUGACAUACAUUCGACGAAUUAAAAUCAACCAAACUAUGACGUCAUAGAACCAAUUGAUGAAACCGUUUGGACUUUGAGCGCAUGAGUGCGAUUUGCAACCCUCAUACCUUGAGUCCUUGACCACAUGCAAUAUCGUGCGGCGGCGAACAGACCUAGGACAUUUUGUGACCUCUGAUCACGGCUGGCCAUGGCUGACGAGGGAGACUUCGAUGGCGACAACGCCGGCGACGACUUCGAGGAUGCCGACGACGCCGGCGACGAUCUGGACGAGCUGGCCGAGGGCGACGGAGAGAACGUGGCCAUCCUGCCGUCGGGCGAGGGUGGCGUGGCUGCCUCGGGGGCCGAUCGUCAGACCACGCCCUUCAUGACCAAGUACGAGCGGGCGCGGGUGCUGGGCACGCGAGCCCUCCAGAUCGCCAUGUGCGCGCCCGUCAUGGUGGAGCUGGAGGGAGAGACGGACCCGCUGCAGAUCGCCAUGAAGGAGCUCAAACAGCGCAAGAUCCCCAUCAUCAUCCGGAGGUACCUGCCCGACGGCAGCUACGAGGACUGGGGCAUCGACGAGCUAAUGAUUGUCGAUAACUAGACGUGCGGGCAGAGCGGCCGGCCGCCGCACCCGCACACCAUUCUCAUAUAUUUGUAUUUUGUGCUAAUACAUUAUCAUCAUGUCCAA
Messenger RNA from Amphibalanus amphitrite, 883 nucleotides. Its product is annotated as DNA-directed RNA polymerases I, II, and III subunit RPABC2-like. Gene Ontology annotation, cellular component: RNA polymerase I complex; RNA polymerase III complex; nucleus. Lineage: Eukaryota; Metazoa; Arthropoda; Thecostraca; Balanomorpha; Balanidae. Gene Ontology annotation, molecular function: DNA binding; DNA-directed RNA polymerase activity. The record is from RefSeq and is a predicted model, not a curated record. The coding region runs from base 401 to 796 and encodes 131 amino acids. The transcript has 2 exons. Gene Ontology annotation, biological process: DNA-templated transcription.